Molecule: messenger RNA, 330 nt
Organism: Paracoccidioides brasiliensis Pb18
Exons: 1
Coding region: 1-330 (109 amino acids)
Source: RefSeq, a predicted model, not a curated record
AUGCCUCGUUGUCAGGCGCCUCGACUACACAAUCUCAACUCACGUCGUCAAAACGUGCAGUACCACAGUUCUGCCUCGGAACGACUGCUCAAACGAUACUGGAGGCCAUCAAAUCAGCGAAUUAUGACCGAUAUAAGUUCGCAGAGGGGGGGCCAAGGGUGUCGCUUUUGGCUGGAUAAGGUGGCGGCAUUGAUGCAAGAAAAUCGAAUAACCGACAGCGAAAGUGAAACGCAAGCAGCCCGUAGCGCUCUUCAGCAAGUUUGCUAUUCUGAAAGCCAGCUCUUUCCGGCAGCUCAGAUUACUGGAAUGACCCCAGGAGCCUCCCAUUAA